CAUCACCCAUGUACGUUGAAUACGAGUCAUGGAGUCCGAUUCAUUGAGUAAAAAGCUAAGCCGACGAAAGGCAAAGUAAAGUAAGGUAGAUUCUGGCGCAAGAAACUUUUAUUAAAGUAUUCUCCUUUCUACUGAUACUAAUAGUUCAUCACUUCAUUUCUCUUCCCCAUCGAAAAACUUCGCUAAUCUCUCGCCAAACACACGCACAUUUCUUCCUCUCGGAUCCGCUAAUCGGAUAAGAAUAUGAAGCUUGACACAAGUGGUCUUGAAUCGGCUGCUCCGUUUUUUCGGUCUAGUGAUGUUAUAUUUGAUGGCAUGCAAUUGACCCCUUCGUUUGAGCUCCCUGCCAAGUCAGCAAAUGCUGCUGAAUUUGAUGGAUUUCAAAAAGAGGCCAAAGAUAUGGUGAAGCAUGCGAAGGGAACUACAACUCUUGCUUUUAUUUUCAAACAUGGAGUCAUGGUUGCUGCGGAUUCCCGAGCUAGCAUGGGAGGAUACAUAUCAUCUCAAUCUGUGAAGAAAAUCAUUGAAAUCAAUCCUUAUAUGCUUGGCACCAUGGCUGGUGGAGCUGCUGACUGCCAAUUUUGGCACCGUAACUUGGGCAUCAAGUGCAGGUUACAUGAACUUGCAAACAAGCGAAGAAUAUCUGUUACGGGUGCAUCAAAAUUGCUAGCCAAUAUUUUGUAUAAUUACCGAGGCAUGGGUCUUUCUGUUGGUACGAUGAUUGCAGGAUGGGAUGAAACGGGGCCUGGUUUGUAUUAUGUGGACAGUGAAGGAGGAAGGCUCAAAGGAAUGCGGUUCUCUGUUGGAUCUGGUUCACCAUAUGCCUAUGGUGUUCUUGACCACGGUUACCGAUAUGAUAUGACUGUGGAAGAAGCAGCGGAGCUAGCCAGAAGAGCUAUUUACCAUGCCACAUUCCGUGAUGGAGCAAGUGGUGGAGUCGUUAGUGUUUAUCAUGUCGGGCCUGAUGGAUGGAAGAAAUUAACUGGAGAUGAUGUUGGGGAACUCCACUUCCAAUAUUACCCAGUCGUGCCUGCGACUGCAGUAGAGCAGGAAAUGGGUGAAGUAGCUGGAGCUUGAUAAUGGGAUUGAAGGAUAUGUUUCUUGUUGUAGCAGCAACUACAAAUGAUAAAACGUUUUAAAUUGUGGGGCCUAACAAGGUGAAAGCAAAGCCCAUGUGAUCUUCUGUGCUCACUUAAACCGAACCAGUUGUCUGUUAAUUUGUACUGCUAGACUAUUCCUUCUGAGUUUGUAGCCAUAGAUUCAGUGAACUGAUUCGACUUUUGAUUGAUGCUUAGUCUGGAUGCUUUAAGAUGUUACUUCCGGAUUCAUCUAUAGUUAACUUUCUUACAUUAUGUCCUAAAUUUAUCAAAAA
This is a messenger RNA of Amaranthus tricolor (Joseph's coat), 1372 nucleotides long. RefSeq names its product proteasome subunit beta type-5-like. Gene Ontology annotation, cellular component: proteasome core complex. Bases 244 to 1077 code for a protein of 277 amino acids. The record is from RefSeq and is a predicted model, not a curated record. NCBI's taxonomy places the organism in Eukaryota, Viridiplantae, Streptophyta, Magnoliopsida, Caryophyllales, Amaranthaceae. The transcript has 8 exons. Gene Ontology annotation, molecular function: threonine-type endopeptidase activity.